GACAAUAGAAUUUCUUCGUUUUUUUUGUUGCCAAGUGCGAAAAAAAAAAAUAAAGAAUAGCGAAUUCGCGUGAAUGGUAUGAAAUGAUCGGAGCGGGCUCGUGUCAUCCGAUUGUAACAAAUAAAUUAUUUGUGUGAAAACGUCAAUCGCUAUCAUCAACCCUCACAUAAACCUCCCAGUUUUAUUCCAUCCCCCCACCAUCUGCUGAGGAAUUAGGUGAGAAUUGCACAGGAUGGCAGCCAAUCCCACAUACAAGCCGAAUGAGUGCAAGAGGGAAGAGUUCCGCAGGUACCUGGAGAAAACUGGAGUGAUGGAUGCCUUGACCAAAGUUUUAGUUUUACUUUACGAAGAAACUGACAAGCCAGACGAUGCCUUAUUAUUCAUUCAGAACACGUUAGCCAAGCAGACUGGAAACGAGACGUUGGACGAGCUGAAAGCGCAGAUCGCCGAGCUGCAGGAGAAGAUAACGAUGCUCGAGGAGGAGAAGGAAAAGGGGCACGUCGAUGAGAACGCGGACGCAGGAGAGGCCGUCGACGGUGAGGCUCCUGCGAGUUCCCCAUCGGCAGCGGCUGCGGCCUCUCAGAUGGCCGCAGCUGAACCGGCCGCGGAACCUGCACCAGCCGAAUGAGUUCUUAAAGCAAACAGCAAACAAACAGAAGAGAGUAUUAUAAACCUAACCAUUUUAAUUGUAAGAAUUUUUAUUUAUUUUU
This is a messenger RNA of Nicrophorus vespilloides, 710 nucleotides long. RefSeq names its product C-Myc-binding protein homolog. NCBI's taxonomy places the organism in Eukaryota, Metazoa, Arthropoda, Insecta, Coleoptera, Silphidae. Gene Ontology annotation, cellular component: nucleus. The coding region runs from base 233 to 628 and encodes 131 amino acids. Gene Ontology annotation, molecular function: transcription coactivator activity. Gene Ontology annotation, biological process: regulation of DNA-templated transcription. The transcript is spliced from 4 exons. The record is from RefSeq and is a predicted model, not a curated record.